AGCUAGCAAAGGUGUGACGUCACGUCCUGGGGUCGAUUUGGCUUCCAACCGACCCGGAGAUGUUUAUACUGUUUGGUUGGUAUACUUUGGCGACGCCAGUCGGCCAGUAGGUGGAUCGUAUUUGACGAUGGGUGCGUGGGAGGAUUGACACAUACCACGUGCUCGCUAGUAUGAAUGAAGAAGUCUUAUAUAAACACGUGCGAUACCUGUCCAUAGUAAAAGGCGUUAAAGGUGAGUCAUGUCAGCCGACAUCUGAAAAUUAAACACCCGGAGGCUAACUACAUACAUCAGUUAUCAUGGAAGGGGUUAGAAAAAAGUUAUACGAAUUAAAAUUUCUAUACGGUACUCGUUACUUUAACUUUUAUUUCAAUCUAAAGCGCAUCAAUCACAGAUGAACCACACUAGUAAAUUUGGAAAUGGUGUGAUGGACAAUGCUUAUCAAGAGUGUGACAAUCUUACAUUCGAGGGUAAUCGAACCCUCUUAGGAUUUUCACAACCAGUUAGAUGUAAAUUGGACGGACAGACAAGCAGCAAUCACUUAGAAUUUCCAUCUUAUAUACAAAUGACUGCAACUAUUUUCUGCGCUGUUAUUCUCACCCUGGGAACUGCUGGUAACAUAUUAGUGCCUAUUGUCGUUUGUAGAACUAAAGAACUUAGAAAUUCUACUAAUUUUUUUCUCACUAAUUUAAGUGUGGCUGAUCUUUUAGUUCUUGUAGUGUGUAUGCCUACAGUACUCAUAGAAUUGCAUUCGAAACCGGAAGUUUGGUUACUCGGUGAAAUUAUGUGUAAAGUCGUUCCUUACGUGGAAACUACAGUAGCUCACGGGUCAAUUUUGACAAUAUUAGCCAUUAGUUUCGAACGUUAUUAUGCAAUAUGUCAACCGUUGAAAGCUGGUUAUACGUGUACCAAAAUGAGAGCCUUGAUUAUAAUAUUUACAGUAUGGUUAAUAGCUAUAUUUGUUACAAGCCCUAUAUUACUCAUUGCCGAAUACGACUACGUAGGAUACAUAGAUGGAACCAAGGUAACUGUUUGCCACACAUCAGCUCAUAGCACAUGGCAAAAGAUAUAUUUCUUUCUUAUGACUCUUAUACUGUUUUGGAUACCAUUCGCCGUCCUGAUAGCCAUAUAUAUUAUAAUUACUCGUCACCUUAUGACAGAUCGUAAACACUUAAACAAUGCUACCGAGAGAUGUAGAAUGAGAUCUAGAAAACAAGUUGUAUUAAUGUUAGCCUGUGUAGUAACUUGUUUCUUUGUAUGUCUAAUGCCCUUUAGAAUAUUUACAACAUGGUUAAUUCUCGUACAACAAGAGACAGUAGAAGAUCUAGGGAUGGAAACUUAUUAUAAUUUAUUAUACUUCUGUCGUGUCAUGUUGUAUAUUAAUUCGGCUAUAAAUCCUAUAUUGUAUAAUUUAAUUUCGUCGAAAUUUCGUGAAGCAUUCGUACGUGUUUUAUGUUGUCACAGUGAUAAGAGACUCAUACGUCAAGGAACUUCUAGUACCACUUAUACGUCACUUACAACAAGUUUAAGAGCUCAAGGAAUUGUAAGUCAAGGUAGUAAAUCGGAUAGUUUUAAAAAUUCACACUUGGAAAGUUACGUUUGAUUGAAAAUAAUACGCAAAAAAAUUAAUUAUUCUUUUGUAUAUGAAAUUCUAUACACCCGUUAGCAUUAAUCGAAGAGAAUAAAUGACGAAUGGUAAGUAGGAAAUUUCAAAACUUUUAAUAAUUUCUAUUGACGCGAUGGUCAGAAACGUCUGACACUUAACUUAAU
This is a messenger RNA of Centruroides sculpturatus (bark scorpion), 1767 nucleotides long. RefSeq names its product growth hormone secretagogue receptor type 1-like. Gene Ontology annotation, molecular function: G protein-coupled receptor activity. Gene Ontology annotation, cellular component: plasma membrane. The record is from RefSeq and is a predicted model, not a curated record. Bases 392 to 1600 code for a protein of 402 amino acids. The transcript has 2 exons. Gene Ontology annotation, biological process: G protein-coupled receptor signaling pathway. NCBI's taxonomy places the organism in Eukaryota, Metazoa, Arthropoda, Arachnida, Scorpiones, Buthidae.